Messenger RNA from Equus quagga, 382 nucleotides. RefSeq names its product retinol dehydrogenase 16-like. Lineage: Eukaryota; Metazoa; Chordata; Mammalia; Perissodactyla; Equidae. The record is from RefSeq and is a predicted model, not a curated record. The transcript has 2 exons. The annotation marks the transcript as partial.
GAGGGAGCUCUCCCACUUUGGGGUGAAGGUGGCUAUUAUCGAGCCUGGUUCCUUCAAGACCAGCCUGACCAAUAAUAACAGAAUUUCUCAGAGCUUCCGGGAGGCAUGGGAUCACGCCAGCCCAGAGGUCAAGGAGAUCUAUGGGGAGAAAUUCUCUGCAUCCUUCAUAAAAUCAACUAAAAUCUUGGUGCCAAAGUGGUCUCAGGCUGUGUCCUUGGUGACAGACUGCAUGGAACAUGCCCUGACCGCCUGCCACCCCCGCACCCGAUACUCAGCUGGCUGGGAUGCCAAGCUCUUCUACCUCCCCAUGAGCUACAUGCCCUCCUUCUUGGUGGACGCCAUCUUCUACUGGAGCUUCCCAAGGCCCGCCAAGGGCCUGUAG